This is a messenger RNA of Myxocyprinus asiaticus (Chinese sucker), 948 nucleotides long. RefSeq names its product olfactory receptor 1D2-like. Gene Ontology annotation, molecular function: olfactory receptor activity; G protein-coupled receptor activity. The transcript has a single exon. The record is from RefSeq and is a predicted model, not a curated record. Lineage: Eukaryota; Metazoa; Chordata; Actinopteri; Cypriniformes; Catostomidae. The coding region runs from base 1 to 948 and encodes 315 amino acids. Gene Ontology annotation, cellular component: membrane. Gene Ontology annotation, biological process: G protein-coupled receptor signaling pathway.
AUGCAGCCACCACUGGGGAAUGUUUCCAGUGUUUUAGUAUUUACACUCUCUGGUCUGAAUGAAAGCAUGGAAAACAGAUAUGUGUUUUUUUCUUUGACUGCAUUGUAUUAUCCAUUAAUUGUGUUGUGUAAUGUAACUGUAAUUUACACCAUAAUCUCACACAAGAAGCUUCAUGACCCAAUGUAUGUGUUUAUAUGUAAUCUGUGUAUGAAUGCACUUUAUGGCACUGCUGGAUUCUACCCCAAAUUUAUGUAUGAUUUGUUAACCCAGUAUCAUGUUAUUUCUUAUGCUGAAUGUUUGAUUCAGAUAUUUGUUAUCUAUUCAUCUGUUUUGUGUGACAUUUCAACAUUAACAGUGAUGGCAUAUGACAGGUAUGUGGCCAUAUGUAGACCACUAGAGUAUCAUUCAGAAAUGACUAAUAAGAGGGUUACUGAAUGUAUCCUUCUCUGCUGGCUUUCACCAUGCUUUUGUAUGUGUGUUGUAAUUGCAUUAACAUCAAGACUCACCUUAUGUGGCUCUAGUAUUGAAAAGUUAUAUUGUGAAAACUGGUCAGUUGUUAAACUGUCCUGUUUUUCUACAACAGUAAAUAAUGUGAUUGGGUAUGCUAUCAUUGUUGUAUACUUUGGACACGCAGUAUUGAUAUUUUACUCAUAUAUGCAUUUGAUUGGAAAAUGCAGAAAGUCAAUAGAGGGAAGGUACAAAUUUAUACAGACAUGUGUACCUCAUCUGCUUGCAUUACUCAAUGUAACUGUUGCAUUGCUGUUUGAUGUAUUGUACAGUCGGUAUGGUUCAAAGCAUUUGCCGCAAGACGUGCGUAAUUUCAUGGCAUUGGAAUUCCUACUAAUACCCCCCAUUUUAAAUCCCCUUAUUUAUGGAGUAAAUCUGACAAAACUGCGGAAGCAAGUUAUUAAGUUGUUUUGCAGGAAACAAGUGGGGAUGUCCGAGUAA